Messenger RNA from Penicillium manginii, 3423 nucleotides. RefSeq names its product putative nuclear pore complex subunit Nup85. Lineage: Eukaryota; Fungi; Ascomycota; Eurotiomycetes; Eurotiales; Aspergillaceae. The record is from RefSeq and is a predicted model, not a curated record. The coding region runs from base 1 to 3423 and encodes 1140 amino acids. Gene Ontology annotation, molecular function: structural constituent of nuclear pore. Gene Ontology annotation, cellular component: nuclear pore outer ring. Gene Ontology annotation, biological process: mRNA export from nucleus; protein import into nucleus; positive regulation of DNA-templated transcription. The transcript is spliced from 3 exons.
AUGUCCUUCGAAGUCCCUUACGACUCGAGUCCGCCGUCCACCCCGGAUAAGACCAAGACUCAGAGCUUCUUCAGCCACGUCUCGACAACCCCGGCCGGCCUACCGCCAUCAGACGCCUCGUUCACCCCCCAAGGCAAUCCGACCUCUACCAUCUUCAACACUUCCCAACUCGAGUCGCAUUCCAAGCAGCAUGAUUUCGCGACCUCUACAAACUCGCUCUUCACGAAAUCCGGCGGUUUCAAGAAGGGUGACAGCAUUUUCGGCUCGUCCUUCGGCUCCGACUUUGGCAUGCCCAAAACAAAGGCCCCGUCAUUUGGAACAAAGCAGACUCGUUUCAGCGCUGCGACGAAUGGAGGCGGAUUCGGUCGGCCCGGCGGCCUUGCCCAGGCAAACAACUUUGGCAUGUCGAAUGGCUUCGCGUCAUCGCAGAUGAGCGAGUACAACGAAGAGUACACCAGAGACUUCGAAGAGGAAAUGGAACCCGAGGAAGAGCAGGUCGAAGAGGAAUACGAGGAAUAUGACGAGGAGGAUGCGGAAGGUGAUAUGGAUUUGAGCAUUCAACAGCCAUCAGCCCGUCUCAGCUUCCUCGACUCCAACUACGGCAACCCACUGCCACCGCAAUCAACCGGCCUCAACUUGAACGAACCGCGCAAACCCAUCUACACAAAUCCCACCGAUGCAAAGCGCCCCAAGCUCGACGAACGAUGGGCGACCCGGUCGCCUCUACGCAAAGGAAAGCUGUCCCCGAAGAAGGCCUCGGCCAUGCCAUCCAUCCUGCACAAUCUUUCCACUCGAUCUCGCAGCGCCGCGGUCGACGAACCCGCCGAUAUGAUCAUCAACACAGAGGACUCGCUGGGCCGGUUGUACGAUGAGCUCCGCGAGGCCGAGUACCGACACAUUGACUUGGACCAGACUCUGGCCUACGUCGCGAACCGAUUGAUAAACACCUGGGAUACAUGCGCCGACCGUAGCGGUAUUAAGCGUCCCUACGGCGUCGGGUCUAGCAUUGGCCCCGGUGAGCAAGCACCAACUCUGGUCAAGGCCAGCUUUCUCGCUUCUCUUCUUCUUCAGAUCCACCAUCCUUCCCGCGCUUCAAUGCCGAUUGCCUCUGCAUCCAAUCCGUCUGCUCAUGGCGGUAACAGCAUGGUCAAGGCGCUUCAGCGUGCCAGCGUUGCUACGCCAGUUCCUCAGAUCCUCCUCGACUGGCUCAAUGGUAACCACGCUUCCCAAAACAAGGACCUCCAAGCCCUGCGCUACGUCGAGCCCAAUCCGGCUGCAUCCUCCAAUUUCUGGGAUAUCAUCAAUGCGGCUAUUCUUCGUGGACGAUUUGCUGAAGCAGCUCAAAUCCUGCGAUCCGCCGAUUUCAACUAUGCGCGAUCGGCACUGGAAGAUGGUCUGCCUCAGCCCGGUUAUCGUGGUGUCCAACUCCAGAACAUCCAACGCUGUGUGAACAAGGCUCUUCAAAUUCUCGACUCCUGCCCCGGAUUCUCAGACGACGACUGGGACAUCACCGGCUCGGACUGGACUCACUACCGCAAGCGCGUUCUGUCGGCCGUGGAAGAUUUGGAGGAAUUCGCCGAAGGCGAGGAGCGAGAAGAAGCGGCCGUGCCGCAGAGUAACGGAUUCCAGGCCGUCAACUUUGGCAUGGCGAACUUCGGGCAGAACCCUGUCAGCUUCGCGCAGUCAGCGCGUAUGGCAGAGAGCCGUGUGCCGUGGACUAUCUACCAGAGCCUAAAAUCUCUGUACAGGAUCAUUCUCGGCGAUACCACUACCAUCAAGAAUUACUCACAAGACUGGGUGGAGGCUACAAUCGGUCUCACUGUUUGGUGGGAUGGCGAGGAUGACGUUGCCGGAGGAAUCGAUUGUGGCGCCAGCGCCAACAGCAUGGACUUUUCGCGCUCGCGCGGCUCUCGGUCGCAGUUACGAGCCGUUGAUCGCAAUAUGCGAGAUGCCUACCUUGCGCGUCUAGACUUGGCCUUCGGCAGCGCUACCAGUGAGCCGUCAGACGAUGCCGGAUUCCGCGUCAACACGAUGAACGGCCUGGAAGUCGGCCUGGCUUCUGUCUUUGAGGGAAAUGUCAACGGUGUUAUUGAGCUGUUGCAGUCCUGGUCGCAGUGCGUUGCCGCGGCUGUCACCGAAGUUGCUAGUCUCGGAGGCUGGUUAGAAGUUGGCUCUAAGAACAUGCCUGGUCUCAGUGAUAAUGACCUAAUGGUGCUCUCAUACGGACAGAAUGGUCCCCCGUCGCGUGGACUCAACAGAGAUGACAUUCUCAAGAGCUAUGCUUUCAGCCUGUUUGACCGCGGCUCUAUCGAGAAUGAGAGCGGUACCCGCGAGGGCUGGGAGAUGGCACUGGAAGUGCUGAGCCGAGUACAAGACGCGAGUGCGAUGAAAAAGGCCGUCUCGGAGAUUGUCGACAAGUUGCCGUUAGAGAAUACCUCCCAGUUGGACAAGUUGGUGGUACUGUGCUCUGAUCUAGGAUUAGAAGAUCAAGGCCGCAAGGUCUCGGAGCGAUUCGGUGACAUGACAACGGAGAAAACCGACAAAUUCGGCCUGGCACUCGUCUGCUACGCCCGCGCUCAAAACAGACGAAAGGUCAAAUCCGUCGUCGACCUGCUGAUCUCAUACUCUCUCGUCCAAUCGCGCGCCUACCCAGCCACAGCUGAUCUAGACCAGGAGCUGCGCUCCAUGAUCAAAGACCCCAAGGCGUGCCUGUCGUCCAUUGCCUCGGUCGACGAAGAAGCCGCCCGCAUUCUCCAAUUUUACAUCAGCGGUUACGCCACACUGCGCCGCUUCUACGAGAUCCGCGACGAAGCCUGCUCCCUCGCCGAUGGCCAGCGCCCCCGCUUCAAACCCCUCGCCAGACGCCGUGCGGCGGCCAAGGCCUUGACUGCCGUCAUCAGCAGUGCCGCUGAUAACAUUUACGGCGGAUUGUACGACCCGAGUCGGGAUUCUGCUGUACAGGUUGAUGGGCUGCUUGCACUGUUGGGCGAGGCGCUGGUUUUUGUUAACCAACAAUCACCCACCCUAACCGUCCAAGAACAAUUCACAAUCCUCUCCGCAAUCGAAGAUCUCGAAACAAUCACCCCGCGCGUCUUCGCACAGUGCGAAGAAUGUUUCCGCUCAACUCUCCUCUCGGCCGCUGCCUCUAGCAACGGUCACCCCUCCCCACGCGCCAUUCUCAAGAAAUCCGUCUCCUCCCUCUCAGCCUCGACAUUCUCCCUCCUCGGAUCCUCGGAUCUUCUCCCUUCUACUUCUACCGCUACGUCCUCGGGCGUGCUGGUCUCGCCGCCUGGUUCUGAGACCGAGCGCGGGUGGGAUUGGAGGGUUGGGUUGGCUGGGGAUACGAGUGGACGGGAUGUGCUUGCAUUGUUGAGGGUUGGUCUUGCGCGCGGCUUGAGUUUUGGGGCUUUGGGUCGUGUUUAG